Messenger RNA from Eucalyptus grandis, 2474 nucleotides. Its product is annotated as G-type lectin S-receptor-like serine/threonine-protein kinase At4g27290. The record is from RefSeq and is a predicted model, not a curated record. Gene Ontology annotation, molecular function: ATP binding; protein serine/threonine kinase activity. Gene Ontology annotation, biological process: protein phosphorylation; recognition of pollen. Lineage: Eukaryota; Viridiplantae; Streptophyta; Magnoliopsida; Myrtales; Myrtaceae.
UAUAAUUCGCUAUCUGGGUUCUGUUUCUUCAAUGGAGAUUCUUCAUUCUCCUCUUCACUUCUUCAUCUUCAUCACGUUGCUUUCAAAAGCAGCAGAGCUCAGCAGAUCAGCUGACACGAUAACUCUGUCUCAGCCGGUCAGAGAUAACGAAACUCUAGUUUCAGCGGGAGCAAAGUUUGAGCUUGGAUUCUUCAGCGCUGGAAAUUCAUCUAAUCGGUAUGUGGGCAUAUGGUUCUACAACAUCCCAGCGAAGACCAUUGUCUGGGUAGCAAAUAGGGACGAUCCAAUCAACGGCUCAUCAGGAGUUCUGCAGAUUGGGACAGGAGGGAAUCUAAUCAUCGUUGAUGGAACAGGAAGAGCCGUUUGGGGGUCCAUAAACACAGCAAAUCUGACCUCCAAUAACGUGGCUGCGCGGCUUCUGGACUCUGGGAAUCUAGUCCUGAUAGAUGAAAACAACCAUGGUUCGGGGAAUUUCUUGUGGCAGAGUUUCGAUCAUCCUUUCGAUACAUUACUAGAAGGGAUGAAGCUAGGAUGGGACCUGAGGAUCGGUUUGAAUCGGUACCUCACUUCCUGGAGGGAUUUGGACAAUCCUUCCACAGGAGACAUCACAUACGCAGUUGAACUGCAGGGACUGCCCCAGAAGUUCCUCCGCAGGAAUGCUUCAGUAAUUGAACGAAGUGGACCUUGGGAUGGUAAUCAGUUCAGUGGAGUGCCGAUGAACCCGAAUGCAAUCAUCAAUCCCAAGUUCGUGAUGACUGCUCAAGAAGUGUACUAUACUUAUCAACUCAACAAUGAUUCCACCAUCACAAGGGCAGUGCUCAGCCCCUCUGGCACGCUUCAUCGCUGUGUCUGGAGCAAUAACAUGCAGUGGACAGUCAUAUAUGAGCUGCCGAAUGAUUCCUGUGACGAGUAUUCAAAAUGUGGGUCUAAUGCUGUGUGCACGAUUGGUGAUGCCCAGAUGUGCAGCUGCCUGACCGGGUACACCCCGAAAUCACCCCAGGAAUGGGCGAUGCAUGUUUGGUCCAGUGGGUGCGUUAAGAAGAAGCCCUUGAAUUGUCCUAAAGGAGAAGGGUUUGAGAAGCUGGAGGGUGUGAAGGUUCCUGAUAUGUUGAGUUACUGGGUGAACAAAAGCAUGAGCCUUGACGAAUGCAGGGCCAAGUGCCUGAAAAAUUGCACUUGCACCGCAUAUACCGGGAAGGGUAGUGGAUGUCUGCUUUGGAAAAUAUCAGAGGUGCAAGCUGGGAGUGAAGACAACUUGGAGCUGCCUAUACUAGACUUGGAAGUCAUUACUAAAGCGACUAAUAGCUUUUCGUCUCUCAAUAAAAUCGGAGAGGGCGGUUUUGGUCCUGUCUACAAGGGUCUAACGUCCGAUGGAGUUCAAAUAGCUGUCAAGAGGCUGUCGCAGAACUCGACGGGUUGUGACGAGUUCAAGAAUGAAGUCUUGUUGAUUGCAAGACUUCAACACCGAAAUCUUGUCAAGCUAUUGGGAUGCUGUAUUGACGGAGAGGAAAGGAUGCUAGUAUAUGAAUAUAUGCCAAAUGGAAGCCUUGACUCGUUAAUAUUUGGUAAUAGAGGAGGUAAUUCUCUCGUGUGGAGACGGAGGUUCGAUAUCAUUGUGGGUGUUGCAAGGGGACUUCUGUAUUUACAUCGCAACUCAAGAUUGAGAAUAAUUCAUCGAGAUCUAAAAGCUAGUAAUGUAUUGCUGGAUAGUGAGAUGAACCCAAAGAUAUCAGAUUUUGGCAUGGCCAGGGCUUUUAGAGGAGAUCAACUCCUAGAAAAGACGAAAUGUGUAGCUGGGACUUAUGGAUACAUGUCUCCAGAAUAUGCAAUAGAUGGAAUUUUCUCAACUAAAUCGGAUGUUUUUAGCUUUGGAGUUCUAGUCCUAGAAAUAAUUAGCGGCAGGAGGAACAGGGAAUUUCAUCAUCAUGAUCACAAUUUUAACCUUCUUGGACAUGCCUGGAAAUUAUGGCUUCAAGGGAAGGCCAUCGAACUCAUAGACAGACAAAUGGAGGAUUCAUUUCCAAUAUCGGAAGUUAUCAGGUGCAUCCAGAUAGGCCUCUUGUGCGUUCAACAAAGUCCGGACCAAAGGCCGACCAUGUCAUCUGUGCUUCUGAUGUUGGACAGCGACAGCGCCUCAUUGCCACAGCCCAAGCAACCGGGAUUUUACACGGAAAGGUUUAAUGAUCAAAUAGAGGUCGAAACAAGCGAGUUUACUAUUACCAUAGUCGAGGGUCGGUGAAGAUCCACGAGAUUUUAUGCACACAAAGUUAACAUGUAAUCGAGGUAUGAGCUAUUCCAUUGUAGAUUGAGAGUCUAGUUCACGGUAUAUCUGCAUGAAAAUAUGAAAAGAAUUUCCGCCUUCUUUGGCAAAGUACUCGCUCUUGAGAAUGCGCCUGGUGUACACUUCUCUUUCCCUGUAUGUAUGUAACUCCAUUCAUAUUGACAAAUAAAAACGCGUCUCUUUCGGAAGAAAA